Fomitopsis serialis is the source of this 1954-nucleotide messenger RNA. Its product is annotated as FAD dependent oxidoreductase. Gene Ontology annotation, molecular function: FAD binding. The coding region runs from base 47 to 1561 and encodes 504 amino acids. The transcript is spliced from 11 exons. The record is from RefSeq and is a predicted model, not a curated record. Lineage: Eukaryota; Fungi; Basidiomycota; Agaricomycetes; Polyporales; Fomitopsidaceae.
UUUGCCGUAUUGUCCUUUCACGGGUAUAUCUAUUCUCCGUACUAUAAUGCUCUCCCGCCGACUGUUACGUUUCGAAGCAUUUGCGGCACUCGCUCUUUCGUGCCUUUCAAUACUCAUCCCUGCUGUUGGAGCAGCUUCUUGGCCGGGGACUCCAGAGGGCCCCCGUGAUGUGUGUGGGCUAAUUGCUGCGUCCGUCUCUGCUGCGUCAGCGGUCUACUAUCCCAAUACCGCAAAUUAUGACUUAGAUAACUACCACUUUGCGUCUUCGAGUUCGCAAGCAAGUGAAUGUUCUGUCGAGCCCGGCACUGUGGAAGAUGUUGCUACCAUCAUCAAAAUAGUAGGCAUGACGAGAACGCCGUUUGCGGUCAAAAGUGGCGGUCAUAACACGAACCCCGGCUUCUCAUCUGCGACUGGCGUCCAGAUUGCCAUGUCACGUUUUAACAACAUCACAAUCGACUCGACAGCUCAGACAGCGACCAUCGGCGCGGGACUCAUCUUCGAUGAGAUUUAUGCCGCUCUGGAGGAGCAUGGGGUCAUGAUUUUGGGCGCCCGUGCUACAGGAAUUGGUGCCGGAGGAUUCAUUCUGGGCGGUGGCUACUCUUUCCUGUCAAACGAACAUGGAUUGACGGUUGAUACUGUUCGAGCAUUUGAGGCUGUCCUGCCUGAUGGGACUAUAACCACUGCUACAAACACCUCAAACUCCGAUUUGUUCUGGGCAUUGAAGGGUGGACAUAACAAAUUCGGAAUCGUGACGCAAUUCACCAUGGAUACAUUCCCUAUCGGUCAAGUUUGGGGUGGAUCGGUGAUGCUUCCUGUCACGAACUAUGACGCAGUGAAGGAUGCAACACUGCAGUUUUGGCAGAACGCGACAGAUCCCAAGGCAGACAUUUUGAUUGGUUUCACCGCAACGCAAAAUCAGACCUCCAUCGAAGUGGACCUCUUUUACGACGGACCUUCACCGCCUGCAGGGCUAUUCGAUGGCUUCAUGAACGUACCGGACGCAGCGCAGAUUACUAGCGCUAUGGAUGCUCGCUCCUAUUUAUCGCUAGUGCAAAGUGCUAACACCAAUGCUACGGCCGGAAUGCGCGAAUACUUCGACACGGUCUCAAUCACGAACCCCUCGUCCUCCUUAUUUGACGCCGUUCUGAACGAAACGACUUACUGGUACCAAACACUGGCAGCCGAGGUAUCUGAUCUUGUCGUACACUACGAUGUGGAACCUUUCCUCCGGAAUAUCUACUCGCAUGCCGGCGCGGACUCCUCUGCCUGGCCCCCGAGACGCGAUCAGAGCUUCACGCCCAUGCUCAUUGCCUACGCAUGGACGUCGCCGGACAACGACGGCCUCAUCAAUACGGUCAUGCAGCAAAGCACGAGACAACUCACUGAUCUCGCUAUGAGCGAAGGGCAGGACAUUGCUAACACUCCUCUCUACAACAAUUACGCUCUAUACAGCCACCCGGCUGAGAAGGUGUAUGGAAACAACCUCGGUCGCCUUCGGUCGAUCAGGGAGAGGUAUGACCCUCAGCGUGUUAUGGACCUUGCAGGAGGGUGGAACUUCUAAGGCGAGGCUGCAGGCCUCUCGUCAUGACGAAGCAGUUAUGUACAGCUCACUCAUAUAUAUUGUGGGCACGCCGCCGUACCUACCUAGUAACUUAGUAGUCGUUCAAUAUGGACACUAGACCCUGAAGUCUUCGCGCGAAUCUGGGUUCUAUUUAUCCCAACUUGAAUCUACUUACUAGUACUAGCAUUACAAGCCUGCCGAUUCUUAGCAGCUUAGCAGUAGUUGAUUCGUUCUGUGGACAGUAAGUGUAUGUGGCAUGUCAUUGAUCGUAUAAGUACGGUCGGAUACAGACAUUGAGACAAUUGCAAGGUAGAGUUGGUGUAGAAGUUGUGGUCACGUAGAGUCACAACCCUCCAUAACGGGCGCUUGUAAUACGAUCGGCCUCUGUUCUCU